CGGUACUCGAAUUUGAGGGAGAACCGGGAUGCCUCGUCCAAAGGUCUCUAAGCAAACUCGACAACGAAUCGCAAAGGCCUGUAUACAUUGCCAGUCUGGCAAACAAAAAUGUGACGGUUUACAUCCAUGUGCCCAGUGCAUUAAGCGCGAACGGUCGAGCGAGUGCGAGUACUCUUCUCAUGUUCGCUCCUAUGGUCGUCAACGCCUCCGCAAAACUAAUCCUAUCCACCGGCCAUCUGGAGGUGUCCAUGUGGGUAGCCUCAAUCAAUAUGGCCCUGUUGAUAAGGACCUCAGAGAGGAUUCUAAUGCAUUCCAUGUUGCUAUUCCAAGACUACCCCAUAACGUGCGGGACUCAAAAGGGAGAGCAAUCUACUUCGGAAAUUCGGCGGCACUGUCUUUUCUUCAAAGUAUCCAAGAGCUGAUGGAAGUCGAUGACACGCUUCAAGUUCUAUCCGCAGGUGCUCCUACCAAUUUGGUGUCUGAAGACCUGGUACCUCAUGAUGGUGACAGCUUUUCCCUCCACGGUUAUAUCAACGGCCCCGAGAUGCUUUCACUUAUAGAAGUUUUCUUUACGUCGACUUGUGGAAUCCUGGACAUCUUCAAUCGGUCUCAGAUCGGAAGCCUCGUCGACGCCUGGGUUAAUGAAACUCUUUCACCAUCGAGCGGCAGCACCGCAAUCCUGUAUCUCGUGAUUGCAUACGCCGCGCAGACUCGUGACGCUUCUGAAACAGACAAAACAAUCUCUAAGCAUUGUUUUCACUAUGGCCAGCAGACUUCAGUUCUCAAGUUGACAACCGAGCCUAGCAUCGAAAGUGUUCAGGCAUUUUUACUUAUCAGCCUAUACAUGCUGGGUCAGGCCCAGCGCAAUGCCGCCCAUUUUAAUUUGGGAAUCUCGUUGAGUGCAGCGAGGGCUCUUGGGUACCAUCGUAUACCUGCGGACGCGGAACAAGGGGAUCAACUUCCGAGACGCAUCUGGAGAACAUUAUGCUAUCACGAUUUAUUUUUCUGUGCCAUGAUGGGCCGCACCCCGUCAACAUCUACUACUGAUUUACUAGAAGGUAAUGACACACCGUCUGACUCUAGCGAUCCAGACUACGGCCAGCAACUUGGCAUGAUCGAAGCAGCUCGAGCAUUCUCCAUAAUGAGGCAAACGGUUAUCAACAUCUACACAAGGCAGUCUGUGCCAUUGGGACUACUUGAACAAAUUUCAUCCGAUCUGCAAGAACUAAGAAAACGUGUACCUGCCGGGCUAUGUUACCUGGAACAAGGUCUCUCAGAAGGAAAUAAACCACUCCAGCGCCAACAGUUUGUCUUACGAAACGCCAGUGUUGCCUGCGAUUACCACUUCAGCAUGAUGCUUCUCAUGCGACCUUUUCUGGUUUCCUGUUUGAGGAUAAGCUUUCAGAAAACUACAGCUUCUCAAACAGGAGGGAAUGAAGAAUUGCAAAACUCCACUAUCCAAAAAGAAAUUACAAGGGGGGCGAUGCAAGCUAUCGAGGCAGCAAUAAGCACCAUUCAAGUCAUACAUGAUCUCCACGUGAGGGGUCUACUAUUCAAAAAUAUGCCUCUCGUAGUUGCCCGAGUACUUGUGUCAGCCUUGACGGUUUGUGCAGCCUUUUUUGGCCGUCUGGGUGACUCCAAAGAAUGUGAACUUGCGAUACAUCGAGCCGAUCAAAUCCUUCAACAUUUCAUGGAAAGCAGUCCUCAGGCAAAGCACUAUGAUGCUACUCUGAAGAAUCUAUCCAAGGCAGCGUUUGGCUUUGGCUGCCACGGAGGUAACAGAAAUUCGCCUACUGCCAUUAACUCCAUGUCCGAUCUUUUUGGAUCGCAUUCAUGUGAUCAAAACAAUCUCGUGGCUGGUGGUGAGAGAAGCCUCGCCACGAAAUCGGACUCUAGGGGCAUCGCUCAAGGAAACAGUUCAUCUGAAAAUACUUUCGCAUCCUAUCUUCCUUCAAAUCAGUUUUCAGGGAUGCCAUCGGUAUUCGACGAUGACAAUGUUCCUUUAGAGGGAGACUUCCAACCAGAGAGUGUCGGUCUUUCUGCCGAUCAGGCAACUGUCGACUCUUUUAACUUGAAUGGCCUGGAUGAUUACAAUCUCUUUCUUGAUUUUCAGAUGACAGAAAGCAUAUGGGAUAUCAACUGGGAUGGAAUGCUUCUAUAAAUUAAUUGACAAGAUGAGAUCAGCAAAUACAAGGUCAACCUGCGGGAUUUGCAUUCAAGGACUCCAGACUAGAUUGAAGCAAGACCUGGGGUGUACGCGACUCUAUAGAUCAGCUUCCUCGCACUGAUGGUUCCAUUUUGCAAAUGCCGCAAUCCACCUUCAACGGCGGCUAACCCGCCGGGUAGCACCUGAUAAGGGUGUCCAUUCAUCUUUCCUUCGGCGAGCCACUUUCCUAGAAGGCGAAACAGAGCAUAAGCAAAAUCCACAUCUUCUUUGCAUUCCUCAUCUGAAUACGGU
Molecule: messenger RNA, 2458 nt
Organism: Penicillium brasilianum
Lineage: Eukaryota; Fungi; Ascomycota; Eurotiomycetes; Eurotiales; Aspergillaceae
Source: the annotation of a GenBank genome assembly